UAAAUAUAUAGAUAUAGAUAGAUAGAUAGAUGUUUAUAGCGUAGGCUAUUAGCUUUAUAUAAAAUGAUAUGGUACAUAAAUGAGAAACUAAAGUAUCUUUAUUACCGUUAAUACAACAACAACUACAACAACAACAUCAACAAUAACACCGACAAUAACAAUAAAGGCCACUAUUCAUCCAUUUUACUAUUACUGCUACUAUUAAUAGAAGUUAACACAUUUGAAAUUAAUCCAAUUUGACAUUUAAAAAAAAUAAAACGGAAUUCAAAUUUGUUUGUUGAAUUUUUCUAUUCAAUAAUACUUGAUCAGAAUACACAGCAAAAUUCAGUUUGUGCAUUUAUCGACGAUUAAAGAAGAUUAAAGAAGAAAGAAAACACAUUUUGUUCAGAUUGUGUUAACAAAUUAUAAAUUAAAUACAACGUGCUUUUUUUGAAUUUAGAAUGAUUAAAGUACAACACAGAAGAUCCAUAAAAAUAUAUCCACCUAUGAUAAUCUGGAUUGUAUUCCUCAGUUAUAUAGUCCAUGUAGAAAGCUCUACAACAAAAAAACUUUUUGGACAUGCUAAAUUGGAUGGCAAUUAUCAGAUUAAUGAUCAUAAUGAUUUAUUAACUGGAUUUUUGUAUUCAAAAGAACUUGCUGUAAAUGAUCUAUUUGAUGUAUUAGAUGAAUUAAAAAAUUAUGUAACACGUUAUGAUCAUCAAAUUGUUUGUGCUGGUAUGGAACCAAAAAGUGAAAUGUGUAAAAUUGUAAUUCAUCAAUUGGCAUUAAAAUAUUUUGAAGCUGCAUUAAAUACAUCAGAUACAGGAUUUAAAUCUUAUAUUUGGAAACAAAUUCAUAAUGAUGAACUAUAUGGAGUAAUGCUUAUUUUAGAUCCUAAACAAGGUAAUGAACAAGAUGAAAUGCAUCAGAUUCUUAGAGCAUCCACUUAUCAAAGAGAUAUUUGUGCUAGUCUCUUAUUGGAAUCAGGAAAUAACGAACGCUUACGAUAUAUUCGAUUACAUAAUGGUCCAGAUAAAUCACUUUCUGAAUUGAUUAAAAAUCUAAUGAUGAGACAGUUUGUAGAGGAGAGUACUCAACUUUACUUAUGCACUGAAUACAAAGCAGCUGGUUUACACAAUGUUGCAAUCUUCGCUAACCAGUUAUCUCUGAAACAUUUCGUCAAUACAGGAUUCGAGAUGGUUGAAUGUGGUUCAAAGCUGUAUGAAGUAUGCGGAAAUAGUUGGUUCAAGAACCGGUGCCUAAUGGUCAGGACAAUCACGGCUGGGGACUGUCGAUCACCUUGAUACUUUUAAACACUAAAAACUGAUUGCAUUUUUCAAAUAUUGUCAAUACUAUAAAUCUCACUAAAACUAAUAAAUUACUUAACUCAAUUUCGA
Schistosoma margrebowiei is the source of this 1376-nucleotide messenger RNA. NCBI's taxonomy places the organism in Eukaryota, Metazoa, Platyhelminthes, Trematoda, Strigeidida, Schistosomatidae. The record is from the annotation of a GenBank genome assembly.